Drosophila rhopaloa is the source of this 874-nucleotide messenger RNA. Its product is annotated as ribosomal RNA processing protein 36 homolog. The coding region runs from base 75 to 809 and encodes 244 amino acids. NCBI's taxonomy places the organism in Eukaryota, Metazoa, Arthropoda, Insecta, Diptera, Drosophilidae. The record is from RefSeq and is a predicted model, not a curated record. The transcript is spliced from 3 exons. Gene Ontology annotation, cellular component: 90S preribosome; nucleolus. Gene Ontology annotation, biological process: maturation of SSU-rRNA from tricistronic rRNA transcript (SSU-rRNA, 5.8S rRNA, LSU-rRNA).
CGUUAAAACAACCUACUACACGUGAAAUUUUUAAAAGUAAAUAAAUAUAGUUUUGAAAGGAAUUUAAGGCGGAUAUGUCCUCUCCCAGUGAAUCCUCAUCGGCUUCAGAGCACGAAGCAUCCAGUGAAGAUGAAACUCAGAAUGCCAUUCGUGACGAUCUUAAGGGAAUGUCCUUCGAGGAAAUAAUGAAACUCAAAGAGGAAUUGGGCGCCAAGGUCUACAAAGAAGCCGUCCUUGGGGCCAAAAGUUCAAGACCCCAAAAACCCAAAACCAAAAGCGAUCUUAAACGACUGAAUAAGAAUCGACCCCGUGAAAUGAGCACCAGGAGGCAGGUUCCAUUUUUGGGAGCAGAGCACAGAGUGGAGAGGAAAAAAGCUGUAGAACUUCGAGAUCCAAGAUUCGAUGAGAAAUCGGGAAGUUACAAUGCAGAAUCCUUCAAGAAGAACUACCAGUUCGUCUCCCAAAUUCGCACCAAGGAGGUCGGCCAGCUGAAAAAGCAACUGGACGAGGUGGAGGACGAUGAGGAAAAACAUCAAAUAAAGGACACCAUGCAGCGACUAAUCAACAAGAAUGUGGAGGACAAGAAGUGGCACACAAAACAAAAGCAACUCAAAAAAGAGCGCGCUGGCAUUCAAAAGAAGCAUAACCUAGGACAACAGCCUCACUAUCUCACAAAGAAGGAGCGUCGUGCCAAGGAACUGGUGGCCCAAUUUGAGAAGCUGAAAGACACCGGGAAACUGAAUAAACAUAUGGAAAAAAGACGCAAGAAAAACGCCGCCAAGGACCGCAAACGCAUUGGCAUAGAAUAAGUCUUUCACUUUAAGUAUAAAUGUAUUUUUAACAAUUAAACACACAGUGCUAAUCAGCAAACCUA